AACAACUUGAAUUUUUUCGAUCUAGAAGAAAGAUUUUCAAUAGAUUGAAGUUGAUCAAAAGAUCAAAAGAUAUUUUUGUUGAUAAUGGCUACUAUAACAGAAUAUUUUGCUGGGAAAAAGGUUCUUGUCACAGGUGCAACUGGCUUCAUGGGCAAAGUUCUUAUUGAGAAAUUGCUAAGAUCUUGCCCAGAUGUUGGACUCAUUUAUGUUAUAAUCAGAGACAAGAAAGGGCAGUCAGCACAGGAAAGAUGGGACAAUUUAACAAAACUCGAGUUGUUUAACAAAUUAAAAGAAGAAAUCCCAGGAAAUCUGGAAAAGAAAGUGAAGGUCUUAAACGGAGACAUUUUCACGGAAAAGUUUGGGCUGUCAAAAGAAAGUUACGAAGAUUUGAAAACUUCAGUCUCUAUAGUAUACCAUGUUGCUGCAACUGUGAAAUUUAACGAGCCAAUAGAAAUUGCUAUGAGAACCAAUGUAGGCGGCACAAGGACAGCUAUAAAUUUUGCCUUAGAAGUCAAAAAUUUAGAGGUGUUUGUGCAUGUUUCGACAGCUUAUUCAAAUUGUAACAUGAGCGAAGUGGAAGAAAAAGUCUACCCGCCAAUUAUGGACUGGCGUCAGGCAAUGAACAUUAUAAAAGAUACAGAUCCAAGCACACUGAAAAUUAUAACUAAGAAAUUCAUUUCUCCAAUGCCCAACACUUAUGUGUUCAGUAAACAUUUGGCAGAACAGGUUGUGAACGAAACAAAAGGGAAAAUACCCAUAGUUAUAUUUAGACCUUCAAUAGUAAUAUCGUCUUGGAAGGGAGCAUACCCAGGAUGGAUUGACAAUGCGAAUGGGCCGACUGGCAUGUUUAUUGGAAUGGCAAAAGGAGUUGUUCGCGUUCAACUCGCAGAUGAAGAUGCAACACCGGAUUACAUGCCUGUGGAUGUAGCGAUCAAUGCGUUGAUCAUUGCCUCUUGGAAAAAAGGCAGAACCCAUAAUCUGAAAGAAAAAUUGACUGUCAGCAUCUAUAACUCGUGUACGGGUUCAAAAAAUAUAACACUGAAAGAAUUGAGAGAAUUAUGCCUAGGAUUGCAAGACAAGUUUCCUAUAAUGCAGGUGCUCUGGUAUCCAAGAGUACAAGUCACAAAAAACGAAUCUGUAUACAGAAUUGCCUCUUUUUUCAAGCAUUUUUUACCAGCAUUAACGAUUGACACCAUUCUUAUGGUUUUAAAGAAACCUCCUUUGCUACUUCCAAUUCAGAAAAAGGUCAUGAAUGCAACCCUCGCGUUGAAAUAUUUUACAUUGAGAAAAUGGACAUUUCACAAUGACAACUUUACCAGCCUUCUCAAGGAAAUAACGCCCGAAGAUUAUGAAGCGUUUGAUUUUAACUAUGAAAACGGUGAUGUGGAAGAGUUUUUAAGAGUGUGCAUUGAAAAGGGACGUCACCUCCUUCUUAAUGAGACCACGCAAAAUAUAGAAAUGGCAAAGAGAAAGCAUUUCUGGUUGUACUUUCUUGAUGUCUCAUUGAAGAUAGUUUUUGCGCUUGGUUUAACAUAUAUUUUAUACAGUUGGUGUUUCUAAAGACUUAAUUUUAGUUCCUGUUUUAUUUUAUUUCAUUUUAUUUUAAAUACAGUUUGUAUCAAAUCUCAUUUCGUAUUAUAAAAUAUUUUUCAAUGAUAUAAGACUUGUAAUAAAUUCUUCUUGAGCAAAGGAGUUCAACCCACUGAAUUGUCUUAGUUAUUACAUCUACUUUCUUCUUCUAAUUAAAUAAACUUCACAAUUUAUAUUUAUAAUUUGCACUUGAGAAAACAGCAAUCCAAUAAAACAGCAAAAAAAGUUUCA
Cimex lectularius (bed bug) is the source of this 1821-nucleotide messenger RNA. RefSeq names its product fatty acyl-CoA reductase 1-like. Bases 85 to 1560 code for a protein of 491 amino acids. Gene Ontology annotation, molecular function: alcohol-forming very long-chain fatty acyl-CoA reductase (NADP+) activity. Gene Ontology annotation, biological process: long-chain fatty-acyl-CoA metabolic process. Gene Ontology annotation, cellular component: peroxisome. The record is from RefSeq and is a predicted model, not a curated record. The transcript has 9 exons. NCBI's taxonomy places the organism in Eukaryota, Metazoa, Arthropoda, Insecta, Hemiptera, Cimicidae.